GCAAUUUCAUUUGGAAAGUAUUCGCGAUACGUUGAUUUUGGCGGUUAAUGAAGUAUUCGUGCCGCCAGACGCUGUUCUUAACCUCAAAACUACGGACGAGAUCGCUGUGAUUCCGCCACUCAGUGGAGGUUAAGAUGGAUAUCAAUAAAAAUAUCGUUAAAUUGCAAAAAGAGAAGCUGAAUGCUGGAAAUAUUAUAAAUUUGGCAGUCUCCCCAAACUGUGGAGCGAUAUCUUCCUUUAUUGGUAUUACGCGUGAUAAUUUUGAAAAUAAGAAGGUCGUUAAGCUGGAGUAUGAAGCUUACGAACCAAUGGCACUAAAAGAGAUGCAAAAUAUUUGCUUAAUGAUUCGAUCGAAGUGGAACGUCGAAUAUAUUGUUAUAUAUCAUCGCAUCGGUGAUGUUCCAAUUUCAGAAGCUAGUGUCGUCAUAGCUAUUUCAUCCCCACAUAGAACGGAAUCUCUUCAGGCUGUUCAAUUUGCAAUUGACACGUUGAAAGCAUCUGUUCCUAUAUGGAAAAAGGAAGUAUACGACAACGAAGAACCGCAAUGGAAAGAGAAUAAGGAAUGCGUCUGGUCUACCAAUGAUGCUGCAAAAGAUGAAAAAGGAACUGUGAGAAGCUCGACCAUUUGCAAAAAUCGUAAUACUAUCAAUGAUACUAAAUCCGGGGAUGAAUCAAUAACAGCAAAGCUUGACACUAGCCUUGUUCAAAUUCAAGCAGAUUCUGAGGAACUGAAUCGUAGGAUACAAGCAUUCAUUGCAAGAAAACGAGAGCAAGUGAAUGUUGCAAACGUUCAGGAAUUCUGCUGCCGCAGCGAUAGGAAUGAAGAGAAAGAAGAAUCGUGUGCAAGAGUGGAUGCUGUACUCAUUCGACACAAGGAUUCGAAAAGUCAUGUCAAAGUACACAGAGUAUUGAAUUCAUGGGGUCCACAAACAGUCGAUCCACUAAGUUUAUACAAAUCAACUUGUGAAACGUCUCAGCAGUCUUCCGAUGUUUAUCCUCCUGCGCUAGAUGAAAGACUCUCACAUGCCGAGAAAAACCUAGGUUUAAACAGGCCUGUACCACGCAGUGUCUACGAGAGACUUAAACAAAUUGAAGAUAGACUGUUAUAUUUGGAGAGCAUUUCUCCUGAAUACAGUGACUUUUGGAGGAAAGUAGAUAACGACGAUGACAGCGUUGAAGAUUCUCAGGAACCAAUUAGAAAAAGGAAGUGCCCGUCUGCCGAACUCGACUCGAAGAUGUACGACUUAGAGUGCAGGUAUUUUAAGAAGAUCUGAUGGAGAGGAACUUGAUCGAGCCGCUCGUCGAUGAUCCGAUAUUCUCUUGACAAUAAGUCAUCAAACAUGGCGCAGUGCCAAGGGCAUCGUCGCGCUUGGUGCGCAGAAAUGCGAGCACAAAUUCCGUCGAUGACUGUCAAUCAGGGUUGUCGUCACCCUCGUUAUCGCAUCUACGAAGUAUUCGAUAACGUUCCAGCCGAAUAAAACAAUUUCUUAUCCCGAA
Messenger RNA from Orussus abietinus, 1497 nucleotides. RefSeq names its product molybdopterin synthase catalytic subunit (gene Mocs2B). The coding region runs from base 135 to 1274 and encodes 379 amino acids. Gene Ontology annotation, cellular component: cytosol. The transcript has 8 exons. The record is from RefSeq and is a predicted model, not a curated record. NCBI's taxonomy places the organism in Eukaryota, Metazoa, Arthropoda, Insecta, Hymenoptera, Orussidae. Gene Ontology annotation, biological process: Mo-molybdopterin cofactor biosynthetic process. Gene Ontology annotation, molecular function: molybdopterin synthase activity.